Molecule: messenger RNA, 1470 nt
Organism: Mercenaria mercenaria
Lineage: Eukaryota; Metazoa; Mollusca; Bivalvia; Venerida; Veneridae
Product: CBY1-interacting BAR domain-containing protein 2-like
Exons: 10
Coding region: 126-1151 (341 amino acids)
Biological process (GO): cilium assembly
Cellular component (GO): ciliary transition zone; ciliary basal body
Source: RefSeq, a predicted model, not a curated record
CUUCAAUUGGAGGUGCGUUUAGACGACUUUCAAGUUUCAUGUUUGGGCUGGUUACAAAUUGUAAACAGACAAUUGAGUUUUCAUUUUUAUUAGAUUUUUGCCUAUAAAAAGCAUUCCAACAACAUAUGGAGAAACAAGUAAAGUUUUGUCAGGAGAGAGCAUUGCAUGUGGAGAAGAAUUAUGGUGCCUUGUGUCAAACACUUGGUUCUAUCACACGUAAAGUGGCAAAGAUGAGAGAUAAAGGUGAUUUGCUAGCCAAACAGGUGUUAGAAUUUACAGAGAAAGAAAAAGUGAGCGUAUCAACAACAAAGAACCUGAGAGACUUUGCACAUAAUUUAGCAGCUAUACAGGACUACAGAGAUGCUGAGAUACAUAGGUUAGAUAGCAAAGUUGUCAAACCACUCACAGCUUAUGGACCUAAAUGUAAAAAACUAAAGAAAAUAAUCAAGACAGAGCAAAGUGCCAUAAAUAGAGAAAUAAAACAACGAAAAAAUCUCGAGAAAGUUAGAGACAAAAAGCCAGGAGAUGCCCACUCCAUUACUGCGGUAAGUUGUAAUAUUAAGAUGAAGAGUUCUGGUGCUGAGACAGAGCACCAGAAAGCUGCAGCAGACGCCGCUAUAGGAAGUCAGGGCCUACAGAAUCAGAUGUGUGUAUUUGAGAAAGACAAACUUGCAGAUCUCAAGAGAAUUUUGGCUGAUUUUGUCAGUGUGGAGAUGGUGUUUCAUGCUAAAGCAAUAGAAUACUACUCUCAGUGCUUCGAAAAUCUUGCCAUGAUUGAUGAGGAAUUAGAUCUAGAGGAGUUUUCACGGAAGCUGAACCUUACACGAGCGCCAGGGGGUGAUACCUUAGGUUCAUCUUUACCUGUUGGAAUGACAGUGCCACAAGGAACAAUUACCUCCCUUGGUUCUACUGUCAGGUCGACAACGAUGGAAACGACAGGAACUUCUGACUUUACUUCAACUGGUGAAUCAUACACUUACACGUACGGAGAUUCAACAACUUCAAGUGUAGAAAAACGAGUACGCAUUCAAGCUGGAAAUUCUAUGUAUGCUGAUGUUGAAGAUGAUGAUGAUGAUGAAGAUGACGAUGAUGAUGAUGACGACGAUGAUGAUGAUAAUCCACAACUUUAUUCCAGACCAAUGAAGCAAUGAUAGACUAAAGACUGAAGUGCUAACAGGAUUUUCUACAGCAGAUUUGUGAUAGAAUUGUCAAAACUAGUCGCAUACUAAUUUAUUUAUUGUAACAACUAUUUUUACCCAAACAGAUACCGUGAAAUGAUUUAUUUUCGUGGGGGACAAAUUUUCAUGGAUUUUGUCAUAGCAUCAAUCCAUGAAAUUAAGUCAAAAUGUUUUAUUUAUUCUUUGAAAUUUGAAAUCCACACAUUCAUGUCACCAUGAAUUGUCGCUUUAGCCAAAUAUGUUCACGAAAUUAGAUUAUUUCACAGUAGUAAAAAUGAGCAUUUGAAAUGGA